AUGAAAAAAAUUAGUCAAGAUUUAUCUCGUUUUAAGUCGGAAAUGAAAAGAAGAUGGACUGAUUCUCACUAUAAAGAAGAUUAUUUUCUGAAAAACAAUAAAACAUGGCUAGAAGGCACCUUUGUUAGACCAAAAGUUACAAACCCAACAGGACGACCACAUAAAUAUUUUUCAGAGUUAAGUGAAAGGAGUAAACGAAGAAAAACGGAAGAUUUACGCAAACAUACUGAGUUAGAAGUGCUUACAUACGCUACUCAAUCAAAACUAGGUAAAACUGGAAGGAAAGAUGCU
Molecule: messenger RNA, 291 nt
Organism: Brenthis ino (lesser marbled fritillary)
Lineage: Eukaryota; Metazoa; Arthropoda; Insecta; Lepidoptera; Nymphalidae
Source: the annotation of a GenBank genome assembly